GCGCAGGCCAUGGAUUCUCCCUAUGCCAACGGAGCCUACAGCCCCCCGUACCCGCACUAUGCCAGCCUGCCGCAGCCUCGGGGCUUCUACUGCUCGGGGCCCCCGCGCAGCCCCUACCCCCCGGAGCCCACGGGCCUGUACCGGCCCCCGUCGCCCGCUCCCGCCUGGAGCUUCGUGCCCCCGGAGUGUCCCAGCGAGGGCUCGGCGCUCCGCAGGCAGCAGGUCCCCGGCUACUCCCCACCACAGACCCCGGGAAUGCCGAUGCCGCAGUAUCCAUAUGGAGAUGGCAGUGCAGGGGUCACGGGGCCCCAGCCCAGAGCCCUGGAGGACACGUGGGGCCCCCCCUCUGUCUAUGGGGUGCAGCCACGUUACGCCUGGCCCGCGGCCUCGGGGCACAGCAGCCUCUAUGAUUCACACCCAGCCUGGACUGGCAGCGGGGCUCCUGCCCAGCCUCCCUCCUGGGAGUCACAGGGACAGGACUCUGUCUACGACAGACCUGAGCAGAGCCCCAGCCCUCACAGCUACUACUCUGACGUGGAGCACCGGCACCCGGGGGCAGUGACUGAGCACAGGAUGGCCAAGCCCGCCCCGUGCCAGCCCCGGGUGCAGUACAGUGCCCAGCCCCAGCUCUAUGACCUCGCCCCACGGAAGGCCCUGGCUGGGAGCCGGGAGCUGGGCUUCAAAUCUGCUGACCAGCCUUGCACAAAUCCUGCAGCCUUGCAGCCGGAGAUUCAGAGGAUCCUCCACGUGAUGGGGGAGGCUGAACAGCUGGAGGAAGAGGUGGAUGAAUUUGUAGGGAGAAAGACAGAUAAAUCAUACCGGCUCCUGGAGGAGAUGCUGACCAAGCUGCUGCUGGAGCUGGAUUCCAUUGAGACUGGGGGCCAGGACAGUGUCCGGCAGGCCAGGAAAGAGUCCGUCCACAGAAUUCAGGCCAUACUGGAAAAACUGGAAAGAAAGGGAUUGUGAAAGCACGUGAGCCACAACACACAGCCUGUUGUUGAGGUUCCAAAGAAUUUCAGUUCUCUCAAAUCUCAGCUCUCUCUGCUACGCAGUAUUGACAAUGGAAUAGCAAUAAGCCCUGAGUCAACAAAUCAAAUCAAACCCACCAAAAAAGCCAGCCCAGAAGCCCAGCCCUGAUAAACAACUCAGCAAAGGACAAAUUGAGAGAGGUUUGAAGCAGCAAGAGUAUUUAAUGAAGAUGUUGAAGAGAACUGGGCCAAGGAUGGAGCCCUGUGGGGUCGUGUACAGAGUUCCCCAGACCAGGCCCAGUCUCUGGGUGCCUCCUCAAGCCACAGCCUUUCUUUAAACACUCUUCAGAUGUGCUGCAAUGUGCAGCCACCAACCAAGACUCUGGGCUUGUCCUCACUGCCUGUAAUUUCAGCUUCAGCUCCCUUGCCAUAAACCCCGUGUGUCCUCAUAGGGGUUGUCUGGGUUUAGUGCACUGAAGGAGCACACUGCAGUGCUGGAGGGAGGGACUGUGCUGGCACAGGUCAUGUCGUGCUGUUCCUCUUCUGUGGUGCAGAGCCAGUGUGGGGUGUCCCUGUGGGCACGGGAACAGACUGGAAAUCCCAGUUCUGCCACUGGAAGGGAGAAGUGCAAGUCAAGGAAAGAACAGAUGCAGGAUGCUUGGAAGUGAUUUUCAGGUCACUUGGGUCAAAAUCCCCUGUUUAAUGUCCCUGUCCUGCGAGUUUUGUGUCCCACUGUGCAGCACCAUGGGGAGGGAACAGCUCGGCCUGUUCCAGCCUCCUGGUCACCACCUGCACAGCAACUCACUGCUGCGUGUGACUCCUAAUAAACCCUGACCAGUUUUAAAUGUUAUUUUGUAAU
This is a messenger RNA of Sturnus vulgaris (Common starling), 1827 nucleotides long. It is a transcript of the gene BAG4, whose product is annotated as BAG cochaperone 4. Gene Ontology annotation, biological process: protein stabilization. The record is from RefSeq and is a predicted model, not a curated record. Gene Ontology annotation, cellular component: cytoplasm; membrane; nucleus. Gene Ontology annotation, molecular function: adenyl-nucleotide exchange factor activity; protein-folding chaperone binding. Lineage: Eukaryota; Metazoa; Chordata; Aves; Passeriformes; Sturnidae.